Oncorhynchus nerka (sockeye salmon) is the source of this 2511-nucleotide messenger RNA. Its product is annotated as serine-aspartate repeat-containing protein I-like. The transcript is spliced from 12 exons. The coding region runs from base 102 to 2285 and encodes 727 amino acids. Gene Ontology annotation, molecular function: nucleic acid binding. NCBI's taxonomy places the organism in Eukaryota, Metazoa, Chordata, Actinopteri, Salmoniformes, Salmonidae. The record is from RefSeq and is a predicted model, not a curated record.
UAAAAAACAUUAACAUCCGGCGGCAUCAUCUUCUCUGAGAACGUUUAGUUAGCUAGUUGUGCCUCGUAUUUUAUUUUUGUUCAUUUCACACAGCGACAAAAAUGCCAACACUGUGUUCAGCAUACAACUGCAAAAAUCGCGGUCCCAAAGCUGAUGUAGGAUUUUUUAGUUUCCCCAAAAAUGACCCUGAAAGACGCAAGCGAUGGAUUAUUAAUAUGAAGUGGAAAGACUGGAAUCCGCAACACCACCACCGUGUGUGCUCCAUUCACUUUGAAGACAAGUACAUUUGCCGGAUGGACAAACGUCAACGUCUCACGCCAGACGCAGUCCCGACCAUUUUUGACUUCCCAGAGAACUUUCAAAAGAAGAAGGCAUCCAUCCACCCACAGAGUAGAAGAGCCAGGAGUGAUGGGUUGCCAGAGAAGUAUACUGCUGCCCAUGCUGUUACAGUGGCUGAACCGGUCACAACACCAAGCCCCACCAUCACAUCAGAGACGAGCAAGCUGGCUAAAGACAUAACUAAAGCUCCAGAAAAAGUUACCUCUUCGAGUUGGUAUAUCCAUGUAGAUGAAGAAAUCCAAAUGGCUGAAUCCCUCCCAGGUUUCUUCCACAGUGAUUACUGUCUACCACACAGUAUUCGCUGGGGAUUCAAAGAUGAUGUUGCCCCGAAGGUGGCAUGUGAGAACAUGGAGUUCCAACUUCCACCCCUCAAGCACAUAAUAGAGAUCACAGAGGCAUGGGAGUGGCUGGGUAUGGACAUUAGAGGGCCACUGCCCCUAACACCGAACGGACACCAGUACGUUCUGACCUUGACAGACUUCUACUCCAAAUGGGUGGAGGCCUUCCCCCUGAGAGGUUGUAGCUCUACUGAGGUAGCACAACAUGUCGCUGAAGUCAUCUCUCACUUUGGCUUCCCUUUUGGAAUCCUUGUUCGACUAAAGAGGAAGUUUACCAGUAAGAUCAACCUUGCCUUAAACAGUCAUCUGAAGCUGAGGGGGUUUUCUCUCUUAUACCGUCAUCGGCAAGUUGGAUCACUGGAUCUGGCCACACAAACCCUGAUCAGCAGGAUGGUGUCUGAUCUUGUGAAGGACCAUCCAUACAACUGGGAUGUCUGCCUCCCUGCAAAGGUGUUCAGCCUGUGUUUCAAGGAGCACCCCAAGACCAAGCAGAGACCUUUCUCUCUGCUGUGCUGCAAAGGACCACAGCCGGUCACCACCCCUAGGGAUCUGUCUUUCAGUCCUGCAGAGCUCAGAGAGAGUUCCUUUGCAAUCCAGUCAAAUCAAGAGGGUGGGCAUGACACUGAUCCGCAAGACAUGGUUGGCAUUGAAUCUGGAAAGGAAACCACUGGAAAGAGCACUAUUACCAGGGUCUCCUUUUUAAGGAGCAACACUGAGAGUAACAAUACUGACGGUAACACAUAUGGUCACCCCGACGGUCUCACGGACGGUGACCCGGACAGUUGCAAGGACGGUCACCCGGACGCUAACCCCGACGGUAGCACGGAGGCUAACCCCGACGGUAGCACGGAGGCUAACCCCGACGGUAGCACGGAGGCUAACCCCGACGGUAGCACGGAGGCUAACCCCGACGGUAGCACGGAGGCUGACCCCGACGGUAGCACGGAGGCUGACCCCGACGGUAGCACGGAGGCUGACCCCGACGGUAGCACGGAGGCUGACCCCGACGGUCUCACGGACGGUGACCCCGACGGUCUCACGGACGGUGACCCCGACGGUCUCACGGACGGUGACCCGGACAGUUGCAAGGACGGUCACCCGGACGCUGACCCCGACGGUCUCACGGACGGUGACCCGGACAGUUGCAAGGACGGUCACCCGGACGCUAACCCCGACGGUAGCACGGACGCUAACCCCGACGGUCUCACGGACGGUGACCCGGGCAGUUGCAAGGACGGUCACCCGGACGCUAACCCCGACGGUAGCACGGACGCUAACCCCGACGGUAGCACGGACGCUAACCCCGACGGUAGCACGGACGCUAACCCCGACGGUAGCACGGACGCUAACCCCGACGGUCUCACGGACGCUGACCCGGACGGUCUCACGGACGGUGACCCGGACGGUCUCACGGACGGUGACCCGGACAGUCGCACGGACGCUAACCCCGACGGUAGCACGGACGCUAACCCCGACGGUAGCACGGACGCUAACCCCGACGGUAGCACGGACGCUAACCCCGACGGUAGCACGGACGCUAACCCCAACAACAACCGUAACACCAACAGUGAGCGAUCCUCUGAAGAACAUCAUGCCAUGGAAAACUGAAUAAUUGAUUGGAUGAGUGCUCUAUCGGGGGUGUAGUUUUUAUUUUAUCAUUUUGUUUAGAAACACUUGUCUUUUAUGGUUGUUUGGCUGGUGUACUGCGUCAUGAUUGUUACACAGGAGGAUGAUAUGAGUUUAAGAACCAACUGGAUCAAUUCAAUAUCAGUCAAAACAUCAUGCAUAGCAGCAUAGAUGAUGGAAUAGUGAUACGCUUAUCCUAAAAGCAAUU